AUGGCCAUCGCCGAGUCGGACCACCCCGCGAGCGGACUUAUUCCGAAGACCCAGCGUGCCUGGACCGUCCCUCGACAGGGUGGCGACGUCGUCCUCGACGAGAAUUAUCCCGUCCCGACGCCAGGCGAAGGCCAGGUCCUGGUCAAGGUCCUGUAUACGGGGGUGUGUCAAUCUGACCUCCACACCGCACGCGGCACCGCCACGGGCCCAGACGGCCAGCCCAUCACGAACAUCAAACUCCCGCACGUCGGCGGCCAUGAAGGCGUCGGCCGCAUCGUACAAUUCGGGCCCAACACCACACCCCCCACGCCCGCCGUCAAGGUCGGCACCCCCGUCGGCAUCCGCUUCCUGGCGUCGGUGUGCCACGAGUGCGAUUUCUGCACCUCUGGCCGCGAGCAGCACUGCCCACGCGCCGUCAACCACCUGCACCACCGUGACGGCAGCUUUCAGGAGUGGUGUGUCUUGGAUUUGGCCUAUUUGACUGUGUUGCCGGAGGAUGUAGAUGUGAAGGUUAUGGGGCCUGUGCUUUGCGCAGGCUUGACCGCUUACAAGGCAGUCAAGAACGCAUCUCUCAAGCAAGGAGACUGGCUUUGUGUCAUCGGAGCUGGAGGCGGCCUCGGCCAUCUGGCGGUCCAAUACGGCCUCGCCCUUGGUGCGCGAGUCAUCGCGGUGGACACGGGCUCCGCAAAGCGACGCAUCAUCGAGUCGCUCGCCUCCGCCUCUGGUUCAGCAGCAGUAGUACACUUUAUCGACUUUGCGACUUCACCCGAUCUGACAGCCGACGUCAAAGCAAUCACUGCGGACAGCGGCGGCGAAGGUCAAGGCGAAGGCGCCCACGCGGUCAUCGUCACAAGCGGACACCCACUGGCAUUCCACGACCCCACUCCCACGGACCUACUGCGCGUCGGCGGCACGCUGUGCUGCGUGGGCAUCCCGCCCGGCAGCGUGCUGCUGGACGUUCCCGUGGCGACGGUGGUGAUCAAAUCGCUCAAGAUCGUGGGCAACCUGGUGGGUAGUCUGGCGGAGACAUUGGAGGCGGUAAACGUGGUGAGGAGCGGGAAGGUCACGGUGCAUGUUGAUGUCAGGCCUUUUGAGGAGUUGGUCAAGGUGUAUGCAGAGUUGGAGGCGGGAGAGGUGGCGGGGCGGGUGGUGCUUGAGGUUGCGAGGGAGGGGUGA
Messenger RNA from Cyphellophora europaea CBS 101466, 1176 nucleotides. RefSeq lists its product as uncharacterized. The record is from RefSeq and is a predicted model, not a curated record. Gene Ontology annotation, molecular function: oxidoreductase activity. Bases 1 to 1176 code for a protein of 391 amino acids. The transcript is spliced from 4 exons. NCBI's taxonomy places the organism in Eukaryota, Fungi, Ascomycota, Eurotiomycetes, Chaetothyriales, Cyphellophoraceae.